AAGCUUCGCCUCCUAUUCUCCAACCCAAUUGACAUCACAAUCCUCUGAUUCCCCUCCAAUUGCAUCGAAAACUGUCCAUAGCCCGCUGGAUUGUCGGUCGGAGCGCAACCAGUGUGUCUUGUUUUCUGGGUCAGGCUGCCAGCGGAUUGGACAGCCCAAGGCCCGCAACGAAAUCGACAGUGGACCUCGGAGAUUCGGCAUCACAAUGCCCCGUGGCAAGAAGGCGGCGGCGGCUGCGGCAACGCCCGCCCUGGAAGGGUGCAAGCUCGCCCUCAGUGGGACAUUUCCCGGCGCGACACAUGCCUCGAUCAAGACACGGGCCGAAGCCCUGGGAGCGACCGUGGCCAGCUCCGUGACGGACGACGUCACACACCUCGUCGCGACCGAGGCCGAUCUCAAGAAGCCAUCGCCCAAGGUUGUGAAAGCCCAAUCCCUCGGCAUUCACAUCGUCAGCCUGGAUUGGCUCUCGAACUGCGAGAAGAACUGCGCCAAGGAGGACGAACAAGAUUACAUUCUUGGGGGUCCUGCGAAGGACACCGCUGCUCAGGCCGAUGCAUCUAAGUCAUCCCAGGCCAAUGGCACCAGCAGAACGCGGAAGCGCGCCGCUCCUCUCGCGGAUGAUGUCUCUGACAACGAGGUUGCGCCAAAGGCCAAGAGGACGAGGGGCGGCAAGGCAGCUGCCGUUAAGACAGAGGAUGACAUUGGUGAUGCAAACGUGCAGGACGCCGACCGGGCGGCAGACUUGGCCGACGUCAAGCUCGAGGAGGGAAACAAGGGCAAGGCAAAGGCGGAGCGGGCCAUGGGCGAGGGUCAGGUCGCAAAAAGCAGUGACCUGGCUAUUCCGCUUGACGAGGGCUGCCCCUUUGUGACGUCCAAGGUCUACAUCGACGACUCCGGCAUCAUCUACGAUGCUUCGCUGAAUCAAACCAAUGCCGGGAAGAACAACAACAAAUUCUACCGCAUCCAGUUGUUGGUCGAUCCAACUGGCACGUACCGAACGUGGACGCGAUGGGGCCGUGUCGGGGAGCGCGGCCAAACAGCAGUCCCGGCAACUGGCUCACUCAACGAGGCCAUGCGGCAGUUCGAGAAAAAGUUCAAGGACAAGUCGGGUCUGCCCUGGAGCGAUCGUGGCAGUAACCCGAAGCCGGGAAAGUACGCCUUUGUGGAGAGGAGCUAUGAGGAGGAUUCGGAUGAGGAAGACGAGGCGGAAUCGGCUAAAGAGGCAUCGGACCGGAAGGAACUCAAGUCGACGCUCGACCCGGCUGUCCAAGAGCUGAUGCGGCUCAUUUUCAACCAGCAGUACUGGGAUGCCACCAUGGCGAACCUCAACUAUGACGCGAACAAGCUACCUCUCGGGAAGCUCAGCAAGGCGACCAUCUUGCGAGGAUUCCAGACGCUCAAGGACUUGUCGGCGCUGAUUGACGACAACUCCCUUGCGGCAGGUUACGGAAUGGGGUACGGGGAGGCGGUCGAGCAGCUGUCCAACACUUUCUACUCCCUUAUCCCUCACGCAUUCGGUCGAAAUCGCCCGCCUGUCAUCAGCGACCAGCAGAUGGUGAAGCGAGAAAUAGAGCUUCUCGAAAGCCUGAGCGACAUGAAGGACGCGGCGCUGAUCAUGAAGAUGGACAAGGCCGGGGACGACGACGUGCACCCGCUCGACAAGCAGUACCAGGGCCUCAAGAUGCAAGAGAUGACGCCUCUCGGCCGCUCCAGCAACGAGUUCGCCGAGCUGCAGAAGUACCUGCUCGACACCCGCGGGGCCACCCACGGACACCACUACGAGGUCGACCAAAUCUUCCGCAUCGAGCGCCAGGGUGAGCACGAGCGGUUCGACAGCAGCGUCUUUGGCAAGAUGUCGCAGAACCGCCGGCUGCUGUGGCAUGGGUCGCGCUGCACCAACUUUGGCGGCAUUUUGAGCCAAGGUCUCCGGAUCGCGCCGCCCGAGGCGCCCGUGUCGGGCUACAUGUUUGGCAAAGGCAUCUACCUGGCCGACAUGUCGUCCAAGUCAGCCAACUACUGCUGCUCGUACAUGUCGGGCGGCACGGCGUUGCUUCUCCUUUGCGAGGCGGAGCUGGGCAACCCGAUGCAGGAGCUGGUGAAUGCCUCGUACAAUGCGGGAGAGGACGCCAAGAAGAAGGGCAUGGUGUCGACGUGGGGUCAGGGCCGGACUGGUCCGAGCAAGUGGAAGGAUGCCAGCUGCGUCCAUCCAUCGUUGGCCGGUGUGAUGAUGCCUGACACGUCGGUGCCGCCUGGAGACACCAACAUUCCUGGAGCAGGUCUGUAUUACAACGAGUACAUUGCCUACGACGUUGCCCAGCGGGCCACAACGUGCGUCACAUGCCGGGCGCGCAAGGUCCGAUGCGACGGGCGCCGGGGCAUCUGCACCAACUGCGAGCGUCUCGGCUUCGGUUGCUCCUACGAUGAGACUGUCAGCGUCGAAGUUGUCCCGGGCGAGAGCAGCGGGGCCGCCAUCUCGGUGCCGCGCCGCCGCGUGCGACAGGCAUGCCAGAACUGCCACGCAAGAAAGGCCCGAUGCAGCGGCGCCCUGCCGGCCUGCGACCGUUGCCGCGCCCAAGGCCUCGAGUGCGUCUACCGGCCCGGCAAGCGGUCGCUGCCCCUGCCGUUCCCGAACAACCCCAACUCCGCUGCCGCUGCGGCCUCAGGCUCGGGCAUGGACACCGACGUCCAGAUGAGCCAAAACCAUGGGCCCUCCAACGACUAUGCCACCUCCAGCAGCACAGCCAGUCCUGCUACGGGGACUGCCGACCAGACGGACCCCGACGAGGCCCUCGCCCUCAAGGCCUUUGAUAGCUUCUUCCGCCACAUCCACCACAUCGCCAUGUUCUCCUUCUUGCAUCGCCCAUCACUGCUGGAACGUUACCACGCCGGGUCAUUGGACCGCGCGCUCGUGCUCGCCUUGAUCGGCAUCACGUCCCUGAUGACCGAUCUCGGCCCGGGCGUGGCAGAAUACGGCGACCGGUGCGUCGAGGAGGCCGUGCAGCUGUGUCUGGCCAACCUCGAGAAGCCCACCAUCCCGCGUCUGCAGGCGCUGGUCCUCGCCAUCAAGCAUCGGAUCCUCUCGAAGCGCUUCUCGAGCGCCUUCAUGCUCCACGCCAUCGCCAGCCGGUCCGCCACGGCUCUCCGGCUGUCCCACGAGAACCCGGAUCUUUGUUUCCUCGCACGGGAAUCCCGCCGCCGACUGAUGUGGUCCAUAUACAUGAUUGACGCCUCCAUCUCGACUGGGCAGCCCGACGUCGCGCUUUGGAACGAUGCCGAACACCAGAUUCACCUGCAACUCCCAUGCAACGAACGCAACUUUGACUUUGACCUGCCCGAUCCGACAGAAUUGCUCCGUGGGCCCGGUCCCGACUCGAGCGGGGUGGUCCCGCCGUUGCCAGACGUGCUGGGCCUCAUGGCGCUGCAUAUCCGACUCUACUGGAUGCGCACGCGCAUCUUGCAGUGCACCUCGAGAGCGGCGGGCUCGGCUUCGGCAGACGCGCUGGCCGUGCUGCCGAGCCAGUUGGCCGAGUUCGCCGCCGAGCUUGAGCUAUUCGAGGCGAGACUGCCCAUCUCGUUUCGCGAGAACGAGGCCAACUACCGCCUGCGCAGCUACUCCCCCCGGCUCGGCAUCUUCCUCACGACCCAUCUCCUUUGGAGACAGUGCCAUCUCGACAUGUACCGUCCGUUCCUCCCAGGCCUGCGCGAGGCGAUACCCCCCGCGGCCCUGCAGCAACUCGACCAAGGCUUUGUCAUGCACAAGCGGCGGAGCUGCUACGAGCAUGCCAAAGCCAUGGCCGACAUGUUCGCGCAGCUGCUGAGCCUCAGCGGCGCGUGUGGAAGCCCGCCCGUCGCGGAUCUGGACCUCCCUGGGUGCGCUUUCCAGUGCUCGAGGGUGCUGUAUCACGGCCUGCAGACGGACAACGGCGAGCUCGGCUUCACGCAGGAACGCGUGCAGGAACUCGUUGCCGUGUGCCUCCGCGCUGCGAGGCAAUCGACCCCAGGGCCUGCAUGUGCCAGUAUCCAAGCGGAUAUUGAGCGGCUCCUCUCUAACGGUCUGUCGCUGCCCGAAGUUCCAACUGCUGCGCCUGCCCGGGCCCGCAGCGUUGCGCCUGGCAUGGACACGCCGUACCUUGGGCCGCAAAUUCCCGGGCCGGACCACCACAUGCAGCUUCUCGGCCCGGUCCCGCCACGGGCAGUACCGAGUCCAGCGGACCAGACACAUGCACACGAAAGUUCCAUGCAGAUGCCGCCACCCCCGACGACAACGACGACCGUCAGUCCCAUGGCGCAAGUAACGUUGAGCCUGCCGCCGAUGACCGGGACAUCGUCGUCGAGGCCUGCCCUUGCAGGCGUUGCGCCGUCGCAGGCCAGCGCGGUGACGAGCGGCAGUAAUGCGUUUGAAGAGCUGCCGGACGGGCUCAACUUUGGGCCCAAUUUUGGGCCCGAGUUUUUCGGCAUUGAGUCUUGGUCGGCCUUGUCGCAGGGCUGGACGGACCUGGGGCAGUUCCCUGGCAGCACCAUUUCGUGA
This is a messenger RNA of Parathielavia appendiculata, 4528 nucleotides long. RefSeq names its product PARP-domain-containing protein. The transcript is spliced from 5 exons. The coding region runs from base 206 to 4528 and encodes 1440 amino acids. Gene Ontology annotation, molecular function: zinc ion binding; DNA-binding transcription factor activity, RNA polymerase II-specific; NAD+ poly-ADP-ribosyltransferase activity. Gene Ontology annotation, cellular component: nucleolus. Gene Ontology annotation, biological process: protein poly-ADP-ribosylation; double-strand break repair; regulation of DNA-templated transcription. Lineage: Eukaryota; Fungi; Ascomycota; Sordariomycetes; Sordariales; Chaetomiaceae. The record is from RefSeq and is a predicted model, not a curated record.